Molecule: messenger RNA, 407 nt
Organism: Aspergillus caelatus
Lineage: Eukaryota; Fungi; Ascomycota; Eurotiomycetes; Eurotiales; Aspergillaceae
Product: cupin domain-containing protein
Exons: 2
Coding region: 1-396 (131 amino acids)
Source: RefSeq, a predicted model, not a curated record
AUGGAAGAACCAACCUACGACCCCAGCCGUCCGAUGCCUGCCAUCAAUAUCAUCUACCAAUACAAGCUCACCCACACCCCUGGCAAGAGCAUUGUCGGCCUUCGUGUUGAAUUCCCCCCAAACGCGUCCACACCCCCACAUCGGCACGGCGGUGCUGCCGUUGCGGCCUAUGUUGUUAGCGGAACACUCCUGAACAAGAUGAACGACGAUCCGAUGAAGGUGAUUGAGACGGGCGGAUCGUGGUAUGAGGCGCCGGGAUGCCAUCACCGGAUCAGCGAUAAUGCUAGCAAGACGGAGCCGGCGGUCUUGAUAGCGACGAUGGUAUUGGAUACGGAGGCUUUGGAGCGGGAUGGGAUGGACGCAUUGAUUCAGAUUGAUGAGGAAUAUAGGAAGUAAUUUGACUUAUG